GCCAGCUGACUACCAAGUCCUGAGCUGGAAUCAACAACUGUCCCGAGAAUAUCGGAUAUCUUGUUAGGCUCUGCAAGACUCAUGGCCUUCGGCUAAAACAAUGGAAUUUCACAAGCACAUGGCUGGGUCUGCCCACCCCUCCCAGCCCUUGGAUCUAUGCCCGGCAUUCCUAUUUUUGGCCUCUGAGUUUGCAUAUAAGCUUGUGGCUUUGCCUCCAGAUGACCGGUUGCUCUUGCAUUGCAUUGAAUAAGGAGCAUCACUGGUGUACAAGGAUGGGUAUCUAUGAAGAAAGAGGAGAACUGGUUAAACCGAAGAGGAAGCUGAUUGGCCAGAGAACCCAACAUGUAGCUUCCCAAAGUGACCAGCAAGUAGAGCUACUGUAUGCUAUUGGGGGGCUGAGCCACGGCAGCAAUGUUAGCGGUGUGGAGUGUUACAACCCCCUGGACCACGAAUGGAAAGUGCUCGGAUCUGUCUCGAGGCAUCGCAGUGGCGUUGGAGUAGCUCCCCUGAAUGGCUCCAUCUAUGUGGUGGGCGGCCAUGAUGGUGUGGUUUGCCGUCGCAGUGUUGAGAGGUAUGAGCCUGAAACCAACUCAUGGAAGCGGGAUGUGGCCCCCAUUAAUGAAGCCAAGCGGGAUGUGGCCGUUGCUGAGCUGGAAGGCUAUCUGUACUGUGUUGGUGGCUACGAUGGGCUGUUGUGUCUUAGCACCACAGAGAGGUAUGACCCUCUACUAAACAGGUGGUGCAGAAUGGCACCCAUGAAUCGCCGCCGGAGGGGCCUAGGCUUGGCUGUGCUCGAUGGUUACCUGUAUGCCAUUGGGGGGUCCGAUGGCUGUUCCCCAUUAUAUUCAGUGGAACGUUACAGUCCCACAGAAGAUAGGUGGACCCCUUGCUCUCCCUUGCGGACCUGUAGAGAGAACCUCGGAUGCGCAACCUUUCAAGGGAAGAUCUAUGCGGUCGGUGGGCGGGACGACAUCACAGAACUGCGCAGCAUUGAGCGGUUUGAUCCUGUUGCCAAUGAAUGGUCUGCUGUGACACCAAUGAAGUCCAAGAGGAGUAAGGUGAGCCUUGUUGCUGCUAAUGGCUACCUCCUAGCCAUUGGGGGAUAUGACGGAACCGUUCAUGUAACCACAGUAGAAGCAUUUGACCCGGAGAUGAACAAGUGGAGGCCCUUUGGCAACACGCAAACUUGCCACCCAGGUGGAGGCGUUGCUGCAAUCAAAUUGGCUCCUUACGUGAGAGAAACUUCCCAAUUGGCCCGGAACAGAUAGAAGGCCAAUUCUGGCUUCUGGUUUGGUGGGACAGUUAGUUAGGCUUGAACAACAGAAGGAGAAGAGGAGAGGGGUUGGUGGCGGGGAGGGUCUAAGGCCAGGAUGGAACACAACAUGGCAAAGCGGGGAUAGGAUUUCUCUCCUGCCUGAAUGGAAGUUCAGAAGUGUGCAUUUUGCAGGAGGAUAGGGAAGUACUUAAUCCUUCCAGUGCCUACCACAUGUCUCCCCUAUAAACACUACCCCUGGCCUGUCCAUUCUUUCUCCCCCCCCCCCUUUCCAGCCAUACUUGGACUAGAAAGAAGUCCCUUUGGGAAAAAAACAGCCUGAAAAAGAAGUCACAGCAGGAUAAGCCUCUGGAGGGAGAGGGCUAAGCACCUUUCUUCCAUCUUUCAGCCCCACAAAUGCUGGUCCCACAUUAUUGGAAAUCCCUUGCUUGCAGCAUCAUGCCUACAGAGUGGUGGUUGUAUCCAGUAGAAGGAAGAGGCAGAAGGAACUCAUUUAACUCACGUAACCUCUUCUGAUUUAAUGUAUUGUCAAAUACUUUCACAGCUGGAAUCAAUAGGCUGUUGUGGGUUUUCCAGGCUAUGUGGCCAUGGUCUGGUAGCUUUUGCUCCUAAUGUUUUACCCACAUCUAUAGCUGGCAUCUUCAGAGGCAUGUCAUGUUACUGUGACAUGCUUCUGAAGAUGACGUUCACAGUUGCAGGCAAAACAUUAGGAACUAAUGGACACAUCCACACUAAUAGACACAGCCACACAGCCUGGAAAACCACAAAACUCACCCCUCUGGUUUCUUCGUACAGUUGAUGGCCUUGGAAAUUUCUCCUCAUCUCUCCAUCUAGAAAGUGGAUAUUUAGAGAUCAGGGCCUUGAUAAAGGAUAGCCUUACUUGUAUUGAUAAUCUGUCAUUGACAAUAUAGUUAUCAUUAGUUUUUACAUGCAUGCAUCUCUUUGGAAUAAAAUGUUUGUAAAACAAACCAAGAUGUGGAAUGUAGGCUGAGAAUGGCACUGUAGAGAACACCUUAGAUCUUGACACAGGGAUACUAUAUAACCUUGACCAAGUCUCUUAAUUCCUCAGAUGACAUCUAGCAGGGUGGAUUGUUGUGUUACAAGAACUGCAGUGUGUAUGAUAAACCAUAAAACAGCAAUCUCGCAAUC
Molecule: messenger RNA, 2422 nt
Organism: Sphaerodactylus townsendi
Lineage: Eukaryota; Metazoa; Chordata; Lepidosauria; Squamata; Sphaerodactylidae
Product: kelch-like protein 20
Exons: 8
Coding region: 219-1268 (349 amino acids)
Molecular function (GO): protein binding
Source: RefSeq, a predicted model, not a curated record